AUGUUAUAUCUUGAAGAUUAUCUUGAAAUGAUCGAACAUCUUCCUCAGGAGCUCAGAGAUCGAUUUACAGAAAUGCGAGAAAUGGACUUAUCAGUACAAAAUAAUAUGGACACCUUAGAGAAAAGAGUACGAACCUUAUUUGGCAGUUGUCGACGUGGAGAGAUAAAUACUGAUCAAGCUAAUACAGAAUUUGCAGAUAUAAAAAGAGGCUACAAUAAAACUAUUGAGGAAGCAGAUGAAAAAGUUACAUUAGCCAACCAGAUGUAUGAUUUAGUGGAUCGCUACUUAAGAAGACUAGAUACUGAACUACAUAAGUUUAAAUGUGAAUUAGAAGCAGAUAAUAAGGGUAUAACUGAGUUACUAGAGAAACGCUCCUUGGAUCUUGACACAAAUACGAACCAUUCAAGCACAUCUAAUAAUAAUCAUUAUAAAGACAACAGGUACAGAAUUCGCGCUGAGAAACGUCGCGACAGUUGGGGUACACGGGAGUCUAGGGCUCAUGCUAGCAAUGGAAACCUAUCUAGAACUGAUUCUGCAAUUCAAGCUGCGUUGGGGCGCGAUUCGUAUUCCGUGGGACAAGCUGAUAACACCAUAGUGAUUGCGGCCAGCCAGGCGAUCGUCGCCACUCAACAGAUGCAACAAGGCCGCCGCACAGCAGCGCUAAAGGCUUCGUACGAGGCGUUCGGCCCGGAACCGACCCAUCACUCUAUUCACCAGGCCCAUCACACUACACAUCACGACCAUGGUCACGGAAUAUCGGCCACUCACAGUCAAAGUAGCAGUGUCCAUGGACAUCAUACCACCUCGCACGGACACAGCACCUCGUCCUCCACGAACAAGCGCCACAACAAGCAAAAGAAAAGCGCGUACAGUUCAAGUUCCGGUGUGUCGUCACACGCACAACAAACAGUCGUCGCGGCUGCAAGUCGUUCGUCUUCGCCCACCGUAGUUGGCAUUAAUAAUGUAGUGAACAACGUAACUAUCGAAGAGCCAAUGGAGGAGGAAUGGACUUAUGACCCUAACGAGCCACGCUACUGCAUCUGCAACCAAGUGUCUUAUGGCGACAUGGUCGCCUGUGACAAUCAGGAUUGUCCGUACGAGUGGUUCCAUUACCCAUGCGUGGGCAUCACGGCGCCUCCAAAGGGCAAAUGGUACUGCCCACAGUGCCAGACCAACAUGCGACGUAAUCGCAACCGCAAGAAUUAA
Messenger RNA from Parnassius mnemosyne (clouded apollo), 1206 nucleotides. Lineage: Eukaryota; Metazoa; Arthropoda; Insecta; Lepidoptera; Papilionidae. The record is from the annotation of a GenBank genome assembly.